This is a messenger RNA of Sipha flava (yellow sugarcane aphid), 3006 nucleotides long. RefSeq lists its product as uncharacterized. The record is from RefSeq and is a predicted model, not a curated record. The transcript is spliced from 2 exons. Bases 374 to 1261 code for a protein of 295 amino acids. Gene Ontology annotation, molecular function: nucleic acid binding. Lineage: Eukaryota; Metazoa; Arthropoda; Insecta; Hemiptera; Aphididae.
UAAACCAAAGUACGGUAACCGCUCACAUAAUAAACUUUUAACAGAAAAUUCAGCUGAUAGCUCGAAUGAAAAUAUUCAUGAUGACGCAAUCACGUACAAUUUAUCUGACACUUUUUUUAAUAUGAUUGAAAAUAACUUUCAAAAUAAAGUAAAACCACAUAUUAUCAAUCUAUCAAUUGAAAAAAAAGAUUUAAAAUUUUAAAUAGACACUGGAGCUGUACAUAGUGUAAUUUCAAAACAAUUAUAUGAUACAAGUUUUAAUAAUAUAACUUUAUUACCAAACGAUAUUUCACUACGUGAUUACGUCGGAAAUGAUAUAAGCCCAACAGGAAAAAUAAUAGUAAAUGCUAAAUAUUUGAAAAAGUCUUUUAAAAUGUGUAUUUACGUAAUAAAAUACGGAGGACCGCCAUUAAUUGGUAGAAAUGAUUUAAAAACAAUAAACUAUUAUCCCAUUUAUAACACUGUAAAUGUAGACGAAAAUUUAGAGAACAUAUUAAAAAAUUUCGAGCAUUUAUUCAAAGAUGAAAUUGGCACCUUUAAUAAAUACCAAAUAUCGCUAAACAUUAAAAAGGGGACUAUACCCAAGUUUCUCAAGCCAAGGUCAAUCCCUUCAGCACUAAAAUCUAAGGUAGCGUCAGAAAUUGAUCGUUUAAUAGAUAAGAAUAUUUUAACUCCCGUGAACUACAGCGAAUGUCCAAUUGUUCCAAUUCUUAAACCCGACGGUACAGUUAGAAUUUGUGGAGGUUUCAAAAUUACAAUCAACCCCGUAUUAGAAGGAACUGAAUAUCCCUUACCAAAAAUAGAACAUCUAUAUGCGAAUAUAAAUGGCUCAAAAUAUUUCUCAAAAAUAGAUCUUAAAGAUGCAUAUCAACAAAUGGUAAUUAAAGAAAAUGAUCGCAAAUGCACCACAAUAAAUACUCACAAAGGCCUAUUCAGUUAUACUCGAAAUCGAUUCGGAAUAAAAAGCUCAGCUGGGGAAUUCCCAGCUAUGGAAAUAUCAACCACAGGCUUAGAAGGAAUCGGUAUAUUUCAAGAUGACAUAAUAGUUGUGGGAAAAACGGUAGCACAACACAACAAUAGAUUAAAAAAAUUACUUAACGUUUUAUCCGAAGUUGGUUUAAGGGUUAAACAAAACAAAUGUUGUUUUUUCAAAAAUUCAAUUGAAUAUUUAGGCCAUAAAAUUGAUGAGCAUGGUUUGCACACUUUAACUAAACACAUAAAUACAAUACAAUCUGCCUUAAUUCCAGAAAAUAAAUGUUAAAAUAUGUUAAAAUCAUUUUUAGGUUUAGUAACAUAUUAUAUUAAAUUUGUUCCAAGAGCAGCGGACAUUCUUAAACCGUUAUACUCAUUAUUGAAACAAGAAAAAAAUGGCUAUGGUCACCAGAAUGUGAUCAAGCAUAUAAUAACAUAAAAAAUUAUCUCAAGUCCUGUGUUAGCACAUUAUGACCGAAAACUUCCCAUAAAACUCACGGUCGAUUCUUCGUCAUACGCACUAGGUGCAAUUAUAUCGCACACUUAGCCUGACCACUCAGAAAGACCAAUUGCAUAUGGAUCACGAGUAUUAUCAGACAGUGAAUGCAAAUUUUCACAAAUCAAAAAAAAAAGGUCUAACUAUAAUUUUUGGCGUUCAACAAUUUUACGGUUAUUUAUACGAUAGAAAAUUUACAUUAGUCAUUGAUCACAAACCGUUAAUCUACAUAUUUAGAGAAAAAAAAAGAAAUAUCAGUUUAUGCGGCAAAUCGCUUACAACGGUGGGCAUACGUUCUUUCUUCAUUUGAUUUUGAAAUUAAGUAUAUUAAAUCAGAAGGAAAUACUGCCGAUUUUUUUAUCACGCAUUAAAACACACCAAUGUAACAAUAAUAUUAAUGAAUAUGAUAACGCUCACAUUAAUUUUAUUCACGAACAGUCACCAUUUCCGAUAGAUUGGCACAAAAUUAAAAUUGAAACGAAAAGAGAUCCAAUUACCUCUAGAGUAUUACUCGCCAUAAAAACAGGUUCAUGGAGUAAUGAUUUUUCAAUAAAUUCCGAAUUAAACUCGUAUAAUACACUCAAAAUAGAAAUUACAGCUGAACAAGAUUGUUUAUUUUGGGGCUAUAGAGUAAUCAUACCAACCAAAUUUCGUAAGUCAAUUCUAACUGAACUGCAUUCUUUUCAUAUUGACAUGUCAAGUAUGAAAAGCAUAGCGCGAUCGUAUAUCUGGUGGCCUAAUAUAGAUAAAGAAAUUGAGGAUAUGGCCUGAAACUGUAAUGAAUGCAUAAAUACGAAACCUAAUCCUCCUAAGUCAGUACUAACUCCGUGGAAAUGGCCACUAAGACAAUGGACGAGAGUGCAUUGCGAUUUCUUAGGUUCAUACAAAAACAAAACAUUCUUAAUUAUUGUCGAUGCAACCACAAAGUGGUUAGAAGUUUUUCAAGUGAGUUCGAUGACAGCACAAACAGUCAUAAAAAAAUUGUCAGAGUUAAUUGCAUGUUUCGGCAUUCCCAGAACAAUAAAAACUGACAAUGUAAAAUGUUUUAAUGGCUUUGAAUUCCAAUCAUAUUGCAAAACACUAGGUAUCAGACAUUUGACAGGAGCACCUUUCCACCCGGCCUCAAAUGGAUUUGUCGAGUCAAGAGUAAAAAUAGUUAAGCAAUUUUUUAAUAAAUGUUCAACAUCAUUACACCAUUUGAAUAAAUUUUUAUUGAUUUAUAGAAAUACUGUACACUCAGCUACAAAUGAAACGCCAGCAAAACUUAUGUUUGGCCGCUCAACAAACGAUGUGUUAGAAUUUUUGAUGACUAACAAAGAAAAAAAAAAGGUUGGAAAGUCGUCCAAAUACUGACUUUUCAAGACUACCCAAGUAUACAAAAAUCAAUAAAUUGAAUAUGAAUGGCACAUUCAAAAAGCUGUAAAUCGACUAACUAAUUUGUAUCAUAUAAUGUCCACAGUAUAUAAUAAACCUAUGUAGUAUUUAUGUGUAUACUACAUGGCCAAUAGACCAAAUAAAUUCUAGUUUGUAUAAAAAGA